Molecule: messenger RNA, 1485 nt
Organism: Rosa chinensis
Lineage: Eukaryota; Viridiplantae; Streptophyta; Magnoliopsida; Rosales; Rosaceae
Product: proline--tRNA ligase, cytoplasmic
Exons: 1
Coding region: 19-1485 (488 amino acids)
Biological process (GO): prolyl-tRNA aminoacylation
Cellular component (GO): cytoplasm; aminoacyl-tRNA synthetase multienzyme complex
Molecular function (GO): proline-tRNA ligase activity; ATP binding
Source: RefSeq, a predicted model, not a curated record
ACUUAGAACAUUCUAGACAUGGCUGACACCGGUGGCAUUGGUUUAACCAAGAAGAAGGAUGAGAAUUUCGGAGAGUGGUAUUCGGAGGUUGUUGUUCACGGUGAGAUGAUUGAGUACUACAACAUCUCAGGAUGUUAUAUUUUGAGGCCAUGGACAAUGGCAAUAUGGGAGACCAUGCAAGCAUUCUUCAAUGCAGAAAUAAAAAAAAUGAAGAUUAAAAAUUGCUACUUUCCUUUGUUAGUCUCCCCUGCUGUUCUGGAAAAAGAGAAGGAUCAUAUAGCGGAGUCAGAGGUUGCUUGGGUCACGAAGUAUGGAAAAUCUGAUUUGAAAGUGCCUAUUGCAGUCCGUCCAACGAGUGAGACUGUUAUGUAUCCUUAUUACUCAGAGUGGAUUAGGGGACACCGUGACUUACCAUUGAAGUUAAAUCAGUGGUGCAAUGUAGUUCGAUGGGAGUCUAGCAAUCCCACUCCAUUUAUCAGGAGUCGGGAGUUUCUUUGGCAAGAAGGCCACACAGCUUUUGCAACAAAGGAAGAGGCAGAUAAAGAGGUCCUUGAGAUAUUGGAACUGUACAGAAGGAUAUAUGAAGAAUAUUUGGCAAUUCCAGUUGUGAAGGGAAGAAAGAGUGAGAAUGAGAAAUUUGCUGGUGGUCUUUACACCACAAGUGUGGAGGCUUUUGUUCCAAAUACUGGCCGCAGCGUACAAGGAGCCACUUCACAUUGUCUGGGUCAAAACUUUGCUAAAAUGUUCGACAUUACUUAUGAGAAUGAAAAGGGAGAAAAAGCAAUGAUUUGGCAAAACUCUUGGGCUUAUAGUACUCGAACGAUUGGAGUGAUGGUAAUGGUGCAUGGAGAUGACAAAGGCUUGGUAUUGCCACCAAAGGUAGCAUCUAUCCAGGUCAUUGUGAUUCCAGUGCCUUUCAAGGACGCUGAUACACAAGCCAUAUUUGAUGCCUGCUCGAAAACUGUGGAGGAGUUGAGUGAAGCUGGAUUUCGUGUUGAGGCUGAUUUGAGGGACAACUACUCGCCUGAAUGGAAGCAUUCACACUGGGAAUUGAAAGGUGUUCCUCUAAGGAUUGAAAUUGGACUGAAGGAUUUGGAGAAGAAACAAGUAGUCUGUGUUCGGCGUGACAACUCUGCGAAAGUGGACAUUCCUAUAGUCGACUUGGUCAAGGAAGUGAAAGACAUGCUUGAUAAAAUUCAACAAAAUCUCUUUGAUGUUGCAAAACAAAAACGAGAUGCUUCUGUCCAGGUUGCCGGAACAUGGGAUGAAUUCACGGUAGCCUUGAGCAACAAGAAAUUGAUCCUGGCUCCUUGGUGUGAUGAACAGGAAGUAGAAGAGGAUGUCAAAGCGAGAACAAAGGGUGAAAUUGGAGCAGCAAUGUCACUCUGCUCUCCCUUUGACCAACCCCAACUCCCUGAAGGGACGCUUUGCUUUGCAUCCGGAAAGCCAGCAAAAAAGUGGACCUACUGGGGGAGGAGCUACUAA